AUGCGGCGGGAUGCUUUCUCGUGGAGUAAUGUGGCGAACUCCGCUCGCCUAACGAGCAGUUGGGAUGAUGGGCUGAACCUCUUGAAGCAGGUGAGGUGUGCAUCCAUGCAGAUGCAUUUGUUCACAAGCAGCACUCUAAUAACUACGGCAGAGAAGGCCAACAGAUGGCGAGAAGCUUUGGAUAUCUCAACUUGGAUGCUCCGCAAAGAUCUUGAGCUUGAUGCGAUUUCCACUUCUUCCGUGAUCAGUGCUUGUGCUGGUGGCCAGGCAUGGGCCCAUGCACUCCUUAUGUCUCACCGCAGCAGCUCAAUUGUGGCACGCAAUGCUGCAUUAAGCGCCUGUGAGCGAGCAAGGCGAUGGGAGAGGACCUUCUUGCUGCUGGACCUGGCAAUUGCAGCUUCCAUCCGCCCGACCACCAUCUCCUUUAAUGCCGCCGUAUCUGCAUGCGAAAAGGCCCGCCACUGGGACUUGUCGCUGGAGCUUUGUGUUUGGCUGCAGAAGCAAGGCGUCCGUGCCAGCUUGGUGACUCUCAACUCGGUGAUCAGCAACUGUGAGCGCUCACAGAAAUGGGACUGGUCACUGGAGUCCAUUGCAGAACGAUUGGCAAGUGUCCCUGACCUCAUCAGCUUCAAUGGGACCAUGCGGUCUGAUCGUUGUGAUCCAGAUGCUGUCUCGCUUUCGUCUGCCGUAAGCGCUUUGGACCUGAGAUGUGGGGACCUCAACUGCUCAUGCAUCGGUGCCUCGACACAAAUGUUGGCACACAGGCUGGCCCAAAGCACCGCUGCCAUGCAUGCGUGUGCUGCGUCAACCAGCUGGCAGCAUGUCCUGGGUGUGAUGGCUUUCAUGCAGAUGAUUGGGGUGAGGCAGAACUGUGUGACGUUGCAUGUCACUUGGCAAGUCUUUUCAUGCCCUGAGUGGCUCCCUUGCUGUUUGAAUCCGGCUGCCGCCCCAGCUCUCGAGCAUCGACACGGCAUGGCGGAGAGCCAUGGCUAUCUCGCAUCAACCGGGCUGCAACCAGUGAGCGCUGUGACAUCAACCUUGACACCUGCCGAAGAGAAGGAGUUUGGAGGAACGAACGGUUCUUCGGCGCCUUCGCGUGCUAAAAAGACAGGUGCCAAAGGUCCAGGAAGUGGAGAAUUCACCACAGCCAAGGAAGUGCGGGAUACCUUCGUGAAUUUCUUUAAGGGGAAGAAGCACGACUUUGUGCCAUCGUCACCGGUGGUCCCUCACAAUGAUCCAACGCUGCUGUUCAUCAAUGCAGGCAUGAAUCAGUUCAAGCCCGUCUUUGUGGGUCAGGUUGAUCCUAGUCACCCAUUUGCAAAGUUGAAGCGGGCGGCAAACUCCCAGAAAUGCAUUCGUGCGGGUGGCAAGCACAAUGACUUGGAAGAUGUGGGCAAGGACGUCUAUCACCAUACCUUCUUUGAGAUGCUGGGCAAUUGGUCCUUUGGCGAUUACUUCAAGGAGGAGGCUAUCACAUGGGCGUGGGAGUUGCUGACUGAGGUUUAUCAUUUGGAUCCUGAUCGGCUCUAUGCCACCUACUAUGGCGGUGAUCCCAAGCAGCCAAGUGUUCCCGUGGACGAGGAGGCCAAAAACAUUUGGUUGCGAUAUUUGCCGGCAUCUCGAGUUUUGCCCUUUGGCAUGAAGGACAACUUCUGGGAGAUGGGUGACACAGGGCCCUGUGGACCUUGCUCCGAGAUUCACUAUGAUCGAAUCGGAGGCAGAGAUGCAGCACACUUGGUGAACAUGGACGACCCUGAUGUGCUGGAGAUUUGGAACAAUGUCUUCAUGCAGUUUGAGAGAAAAGAGGGUGGCACUUUGAUUGAGCUUCCAGCGAAAAGUGUUGACACAGGCAUGGGCUUGGAACGAGUUACAUCUGUCCUUCUGGAUGUGCGUAGCAACUACGACACCGAUUUGUUUCAGCACAUUUUCAAGGCAAUCAAGGAGAAGACAAACACCACCAAAACGUAUGGAGGAAAGGUCGGCGAAGAGGACAAGGAUCAUGUGGAUAUGGCCUACCGGGUCAUUGCUGAUCAUAUUAGAACACUGACGAUUGCGCUCACAGAUGGUGCCACUCCCUCGAAUGAAGGCCGGGGCUACGUUUUGCGUCGAAUUCUGCGACGUGCAGUUCGUUUUGGUCGUGAGAUUCUUGAUGCGCCUCCUGGUUUCUUCCAUCAACUCGUUGACUCAGUCCUUGAGACUCUGGGAGAUGCCUUCCCUACUUUGAAGCAAAACCCGGAGGAUGUGAGGGCGAUCAUUAAAGAGGAAGAAGCCCAAUUUGGCAGGACCUUGGAUCGUGGAAUCAAGCAGUUCAAAACCUUUGCGAAGAAGGGCAACAUCACGGGAGAGGAUGCAUUCUUGCUCUUUACCACCUACGGCUUUCCUGUUGAUUUGACGCAAUUGAUGGGCGAAGAACUCAAGGUUGAGGUGGACAUGCCUGGCUUUGAAAAGAAGAUGGCAGAGUUUAGAGAAGAUUCAAAGAAGAAGAAGUCUGCUAGAACAACAAAGGAUAUGGAGCUGAAAGCAAAUGAGACAGACAAGCUUAUCAAGGGUAUGAAGCUGACUCCGACCGACGACACGAUCAAGUAUGAUUGGAACACUGAGGGCGAUGGCAACGAGCACACCGCCAAAGUCCAAGCCAUCUAUGACGGCCAGGAGUUUGUGCAGAGCUGCAACAGUGGUACCGAUGUCGUCGGGCUGGUGCUGGACAAAACUCCUCUUUAUGCAGAGCAGGGAGGUCAAACCUUUGACAAGGCCACCAUUACGUGUGGAAGUGUGGAGUUCACCGUUGACAAUGCCCAGAAAUAUGCUGGCUAUGUGUUGCACGUCGGCCAAGUGGAAAGCAAGGGGGACUUGAAAGUUGGUGACCAGGUGACCAUCAAGGUCGAUUACACUCGGCGUUCAUUGGUCGCGAAAAACCACACUGCGACCCACAUCCUGAACUAUGCACUUCGCCAAGUGCUGGGAGAAAAGGUGGAUCAGAAGGGAUCCCUGGUGACGGAGGAUAAGCUGCGAUUCGACUUCUCUCACACCAAGCCAGUUGACGUGGCCGAGUUGAGGAAGAUUGAGGAGAUUUGCAACCAGAUGAUCCAGAAGUCUUGUGUGGUGCACUUUCGAGAUGUUGCUCUUGACCGUGCAAAGGCAAUCACAGGUCUCCGAGCAGUCUUUGGCGAGACUUACCCAGAUCCUGUCCGUGUGGUGAGCGUGGGGCCAAAGAUCGACGACUUGCUCGCUGACAAGAAAACACCAUGGGGAUUGGAGAGUAGUAUUGAGUUUUGUGGUGGCACUCACGUGUCCAACAGUAAGGAAAUCUACAAGUUUGUCCUGCUUCAGGAGGAGGGUAUUGCCAAAGGUAUUCGCAGAAUAGUUGCAGUCACAGGGCCACAGGCAGCAGUCGAAGCAACGCUCAAAGCGAAGACUCUCAGUGUUGACCUGGAUGGCUUCAAAGGAAUGUCACCGGGAAAUGAGCUUGACAAGUGCAUCGGCGACCUCCGCAGAAAAGUGACAGAGGACAAAGAGGUAUCUCUCCUCAUGAAAUCCGACCUCCUCACAGAGUUGGAGGGACUGGCAAAGGGAUCAUUGAAAGCAGGGAAGGAACAGACCAAGAAGUUUGAAGGAAAGGCAAAGGAGGAUGGCGAAAAACUUGGAAAAGAGGCUGCAGCUGCUUCGGGCAACAUCUUUGUUGGGGUGGUCCAAGCUGGUGCCGGCUGCGAUGACGCCAAGGUGUUGACACCGGCAAUGGACGCAGCAACAAAGCAGUGCUCUGACAAGGCCAUAAUGCUCAUGAGCAACAUGGGUGGCAAGUUGGCAAUCCUUGCAGUGGUGCCAAAAGCAUUGUCUGGAAAGGUGUCAGCAAAGGCCUGGUCCAACAAGGUUUUGGAUGCAAUCGGCGGCAAGGGUGGUGGAAAGGAUGACAAGGCUCAAGGGCAAGGUGAUGCAUCGAAGCUGGAUGAAGCGCUUGCGGCGGCAAAGGACUUUGCCUGA
Messenger RNA from Durusdinium trenchii, 3981 nucleotides. Lineage: Eukaryota; Dinophyceae; Suessiales; Symbiodiniaceae. The record is from the annotation of a GenBank genome assembly.